Messenger RNA from Mya arenaria, 4368 nucleotides. Its product is annotated as CTP synthase 2-like. Gene Ontology annotation, biological process: CTP biosynthetic process; pyrimidine nucleobase biosynthetic process. The coding region runs from base 234 to 2057 and encodes 607 amino acids. The transcript has 16 exons. Gene Ontology annotation, molecular function: CTP synthase activity; identical protein binding. The record is from RefSeq and is a predicted model, not a curated record. Lineage: Eukaryota; Metazoa; Mollusca; Bivalvia; Myida; Myidae. Gene Ontology annotation, cellular component: cytoplasm; cytoophidium.
GUUAAUUUGUAAGUUAAAUUAAUAGAAAUGGUGAAAGUAAUAUAAUUAAAGUAUAAUAAACCUAAGAUAUGUUUAAUAUGGUGGCUUUAUUUCAAGAUAUAUUAUCCUCAUUUUAGAGAUAUAUCAAGCUGGCUAAUUUACUCAGAAAAGGACUCCAGGUAGGAUCUAGACUUCCAUUUGCAUCAUAUUUUGUGAAGCCAUCUGGAACAUUCCACAGCACAGCGAUCAGCAAUAUGAAGUACAUCCUUGUAACCGGUGGUGUGAUCAGUGGGAUAGGGAAGGGCGUGAUUGCCAGCAGUCUAGGGACCAUCUUGAAGUCUUCAGGGGUCAGAGUGACUUCCAUUAAGAUUGACCCUUAUAUCAACAUUGAUGCAGGAACAUUCUCUCCCUAUGAGCAUGGUGAGGUUUUUGUGCUGAAUGAUGGUGGGGAAGUUGACCUUGACCUGGGAAACUAUGAACGUUUCCUUGACAUCACGCUGCACCGUGACAACAACAUCACCACAGGGAAGAUCUACCAGACCGUCAUAGACAGGGAAAGACGUGGGGAUUACCUCGGCAAAACUGUCCAGGUGGUGCCCCACAUCACUGACGCCAUUCAGGAGUGGGUUGAAAGAGUGGCCAAGGUCCCUGUGGAUGGUGACAAUGCCACACCUGAUAUCUGUAUCAUUGAGCUAGGAGGAACUAUAGGAGAUAUAGAGGGUAUGCCUUUUGUUGAGGCCUUUAGACAGUUUCAGUUUCGAGUGAAACGGGAAAAUUUCUGCUGUGUACAUGUCAGUCUCGUACCCCAGCCCAAAGCUACAGGAGAACAGAAAACAAAGCCUACGCAGUCCAGUAUACGAGAACUGAGAGGUCUUGGCCUCUCACCAGAUCUGAUUGUAUGCCGAAGCACAGUAACUAUAACUGAUGCUGUCCGGGAAAAGGUGUCCCUCUUCUGCCACGUGGAACCACAGCAGGUGAUGAGUAUCCACGACCUGUCAUCUAUCUACCGUGUGCCGUUGUUAUUGGAGAAUCAGGGGGCGUCGGCAUACAUAAUGCGGAGACUGAAUCUGCACCCCCACCUCAACAUGCGACCCAAAAAGUUUAUGGCAGAUUGGAAGGAACUCGCUGACAGGUAUGACCGGCUACUACGAGAGGUGACUAUAGCUCUUGUGGGCAAGUACACAAAGCUGGAGGAUGCCUAUGCCUCCGUCAUAAAGGCCCUACAACACUCUGCCCUUGCAGUCAGCCACAGGCUCAAUCUCAAGUACAUAGAGGCCGCUGACUUGGAGAUGUCCAUGCUGGCGGAGGAUCCGUGCAGAUACCACGAGGCCUGGCACCAGCUUGUUUCAGCCAAUGGUAUCCUGGUACCUGGGGGGUUUGGUGUGCGGGGAACCGAGGGGAAGGUGCUAGCUGUCAACUGGGCCAGAACAAAGAAGGUUCCAUUCUUGGGUGUGUGUCUGGGCCUGCAGUGUGCGGCCAUAGAGUUUGCCCGCAAUGUGCUGGACAUGAAGGAAGCCAACUCCACCGAGUUCUUCCCCGAAACAAAACACCCAGUGGUGAUUGACAUGCCGGAACACAACACAGGCAUGAUGGGGGGAACCAUGCGGCUCGGCCUGCGCAAGACACUCUUCAAGACGGACAAAUCCAUUAUGAAAAAGUUGUACGGAAACAGUGACUAUGUAGAGGAAAGACACAGACAUAGAUAUGAGAUUAACCCAGAGCUAGUGGAGCAGUUUGAGGCAAAGGGUAUGAGAUUUGUAGGACGCAGUGAGGACGGGGAACGUAUGGAGAUACUGGAACUAGAUGAUCAUCCGUUCUUUGUUGGAGUUCAGUACCACCCAGAGUACAUUUCCCGCCCGAUGAAGCCCUCCCCUCCGUACUUCGGCUUCUUACUAGCUUCCUCCGGUAAAUUGCAAGGCUUUGUAAACAGGGGCUUUCGCAAAUCACCAAACAUGGAAUACAGUGAAAGUUCAGAUGACGAACUUUGCAAAAUCACAGAGGGGAAUGGGGCUUUAAGCCCUAGUACGGCCAGUGGCAUUAAGAUGAGAGCCAGUGCCGGUACUGUAAAAGGUGAUUGAUGUACGGAAAUAUUAUACAUGUGUACAUUCAAGAUCAAAAUGUUACUGAAUUAAUAUGAUAUGUGCUUGUUCAGUUGUGCUGUGAAAUCCUUGAACAGUGCCAUUUGUCAUUUCAAGUCAAUGAAUUUUGUAAAAAAAAUCGAAUUGAAUUUUGUUUAUUGAAAACACGACAAAAACAACAUACAUGUUUAGUGCAUACAUGGUUUUCAACAUUGGAACCAAGAACAAUGGAACUUAUUUGCACAAUAAUGUAACUAUUCCUAUUCAGUGCAUUCAUUAAUUGGGACCAAAGAAAAAUGAAUAUACAAGUUCCAAUGUUUAAUUGAAUGUUGUUGGACAUAUAAAGUUAACUUUUGGUUUUGUAAUAAUAUAUGUUGCCAACAAAAAGACGCAAAAAGUGGAUGUCAUUCUUAGCUUUUAAAAGUUGAUUCCAUCUAUUGUUUUCAAUACAUGAUUGUCAGUCCCUAAACAUAUAUAUGGUACUUGCAUGCUAAUAUGAUAAAGCGUUUGAAUAUUUUAUUCUACAGCUUAUUGUAAUGGUUGACAUUACAAAAAUGUUUAUAACAAGUGUCAUAUUCAUGUUAACUUUCUAUAGUCUGUUUAUACCACAACAAUGAAUGUUCUCUUCCACCAUAAUCUAUAGUCCUGCAGUUGUUACUCUUCAAGACUUUUUAAAUGAAUAUAAAAACAUACAUACCAGUAGGUAAGUAGUUCUUAGACAGUCACGAUUUUCGCCAUGUUGUAGAAGUUACAUAUCAAACUCCUGGUUUCUGAAAUAAACCUGUAGGUAUCAACACUUUCCAACAAGUACGGAGUAUUUUAAAUAACAUAUUAAAAGUUGAUCCAUGUUUACGAAAUCUGUUUACUUCCAUUGGGAAUUCAAGGGCAGUGCCAAGAGCAGAUAGGUGAAGUAAAAUCUGGAUAAAUGCUGAUUUAAGGAAGGAAAAUCUUCCUGUAAAACACCUUUUAGCAUAUGCUGAUGUUAUUCCGCCAGUUCUGAUAAUUAUCAGGUGAACAAUGUAUGCCAUAAAUGUUAUGACAUGAACUCAGUAUAUUUGGUCCGCUUAACAGAGUUAUCAAAAUGAUUUGUAUGGCAAAUGAAUGCUUCAAUUCAAUUUUUUCUGGUUUUAAAUAUUCAAAUUUUACACAUACAUGUAUCUAAUUUAGAAAAUGCUAAGGACAAGAUUUCCGGUUCUGUUUUUUAUUUAAGGAAGCGUUCGAGAUCUACUACUGUCAAGCUAGUAUUUGACUUCUUUUGUAAACGUCAUUCGGAACCAUCGAAAACAAAAUGGAUUUAUUUAACUCUGGUUAAUUUUGCAUUUUUGGAACAGAAGAUGAGUUGAACUCUUAUUUUAUGGAGAAAAUUCUAUUCAAACACCUUCAAAAUUCAGGUAAAUGUCUUGAGAAAGAAAAAAUAUGUCUGAGAACUAUUCACCGAUUGGAACCUAGAUCCAGAACAAUAACUUUAAUUGUUUGCAUCUUGUCUAUAAUUUACAUUGUUAAUACUGAUGGUUCUAGAUGGUGUAAAUUCUGUACUUGCAUGUACUUUUGAGGUGCAUUUCUUAGUGUUUUUUAGUGCAAUAGGCAAGCAAAUUUGAGUUUUUAGUUUUUGGCACUGCUUCCACAUUGCCAUGAUUUGGAAUAGCAUAAUUGUCAUAAUUUAUUUUUAUUGCUAAAUAUCAUACAUGUAUGCAUUUAAUGUGUUGUGUAAAAUAAUGGUUUAGAAUCAAAAUUACCAUCCUUUCAUUACUAUAAACAAUAUUUUAAUGAUACUUCUUUCAGGUGGAGCCUCGUGUAAUUGUGCCCAGCUCACUUAAUAAUAAGAAUCUUAUUUUUAACUUGUCUGUUUUUAAAAGAUAAUUUUAGGUGUUGUCAAAACCGUUGUGUUGGCAUCAUGCAAAAUUAUUUAAACUUUGGCAUAUCUCAGACAUAACCAUUUCAGAUAUAAGCUUGAAACUUAAUACUCUUGCUUACUUUCGUAACUCACAUAGAAUUACAAAUUUCAGAACCCUGGCUAAAAUAUUUGUCAAAUUACAUGUAUGUCACUUGCUCAACUGAUAAGUGUUGGUACCCGUUUGUAGUCCCCUAAUGUCCACUGGUCGGAUUAGCUUAUCCUUAUUAGUGCUAUCUUUAUCUCAUUUGUGAACUGUUUGUUAAAUCCUUUUGACAUUGAAAAUAUAAUGUUGUUUGUAAAUAUUUAAUUGUGCUUAUUGUAUUAAUGCUUGUUGAUGAUUUAUUUUUCCAAGGUACAUUUAUGUGUAAAAUUAUUGUGUUAACCCGUUGAAUAUGUAUAUUAAAUGCCAUUUCUGAG